AUGGAUGUCCACUCCAUCGACAGAGAGGAGAACCGGAGGCGCAUGAGGAACGGCGAGCUCUACUGGGCCUUCACCCCAGACCUCAUUGCGGACCGGAAACGGUGCAAGACGGCAUGCGACAAGCUUAACCGCGCCGGCGACGUGAGCCGCCGCACACUCAUCGGUCUGUGGAAGGACAUCAACGGGGACACCAUCCCUCUUCCUCCGCCGCGUGCCCGCCGAGACGAAGACGACGCCCUCCUUGAGAGCUACCCGUGGAUUGACGCCCCCAUAAAGAUGGACUAUGGCUACAACGUAAAGCUCGGCGACAACGUUUAUAUCAACUCCAACAGCACGUGGGUAGACACCUGCCUCAUCACGGUGGGCUCACGCACCAUCAUCGGGCCCAACUGCUCCUUCUACAGCGGCGAGCACCCGCUGGACCCCACCCUGCGUAAUGGCACCCGUGGCCCGGAGACCGGGAAGCCCAUCACCAUCGGCGAGGACUGCUGGUUCGGCGGCAACGUCAUCGUUCUGCCCGGCGUCACCAUUGGGCGCGGCGUGACCGUUGGCGCGGGGAGCGUCGUGACCAAGGACGUGCCGGACUAUGUGUGCGUCGUCGGCAACCCGGCGCGGAUAAUCAAAAAGAUCGUGCCGUCGCAGCCGUCGGUUGCCGGGUUCACGCCGCCGUUGUCGACCAACAUCAAUUAUAGCUCUACUAUGUAA
Molecule: messenger RNA, 705 nt
Organism: Colletotrichum spaethianum
Lineage: Eukaryota; Fungi; Ascomycota; Sordariomycetes; Glomerellales; Glomerellaceae
Product: putative acetyltransferase SAR2635
Exons: 3
Coding region: 1-705 (234 amino acids)
Molecular function (GO): acetyltransferase activity
Source: RefSeq, a predicted model, not a curated record